UACAGCCGCCGCCGCCGCCACCGCCGCCACAUUCAACAGGCAGCAGCGCCGCGAGCGCUGCCGUGGAGAGCCAGCCUCCGCGGCGCCCUCCGUGCAUCGGUCUGCCGGCCCUGUCCGCGGGAGAGGCCCGGGGACUCCGGCCCGCCGUCCCGUCCGCGCAGCGGGCCCGGCGGAGACCAGAUGUUGAUGCACCCGCGAAGUUAAGUUCUGGGCUCGCGCUGUGCUCGGCUGCGCCUUCCUCCCGGCGCAUCCUCUGGCGGCACCGACCUCGCCCCCCAGCCUCGGAUCGCCUCCUCGCGCCCUCUGGGCCCCCGGCGCCGCACUCGCCCCUUCUCGGCUCUCCCGCGGCGGGCUGAGGGCGGCGGUCACCAUGGCCGAAGCGCCCCAGGUGGUGGAGAUCGACCCGGACUUCGAGCCGCUGCCCCGGCCGCGCUCGUGCACCUGGCCGCUGCCCAGGCCGGACUUCAGCCAGUCCAGCUCUGCCACCUCCAGCCCGGCGCCGUCGGGCGGCGCGGCCACGAACCCCGACGCCGCCGCGGGCCUGCCCUCGGCCUCGGCGGCCGCCGUCAGCGCCGACUUCAUGAGCAGCCUGAGCCUGCUGGAGGACGGCGGGGACUUCCAGCAGGCGCCCGGCUCCGUGGCGGCGGCGGCGGCCGCUGCAGCGGCCGCCACCGGAGGGCUGUGCGGGGACUUCCAGGGCCCCGAGGCAGGCUGUCUGCACGCAGCGCCGCCGCCGCCGCCCGGGCCGCUGUCGCAGCACCCGCCCGUGCCCCCCGCCGCCGGGCCGCUCGCGGGGCAGCCGCGCAAGAGCAGCUCGUCCCGCCGCAACGCGUGGGGCAACCUGUCCUACGCCGACCUCAUCACCAAGGCCAUCGAGAGCUCGGCCGAGAAGCGGCUCACGCUGUCGCAGAUCUACGAGUGGAUGGUCAAGAGCGUGCCCUACUUCAAGGAUAAGGGCGACAGCAACAGCUCCGCGGGCUGGAAGAAUUCAAUCCGUCAUAAUCUGUCCCUACACAGCAAGUUCAUCCGCGUGCAGAACGAAGGGACUGGGAAAAGCUCUUGGUGGAUGCUCAACCCCGAGGGAGGCAAGAGUGGAAAAUCCCCCAGGAGGAGGGCCGCGUCCAUGGACAACAACAGCAAGUUCGCCAAGAGCCGAGGACGGGCCGCCAAGAAGAAAGCGUCCCUGCAGUCGGGCCCGGAGGGCGCCGCGGACAGCCCUGGGGCUCCGUUCCCCAAGUGGCCCGCGAGCCCCGGCUCCCACAGCAACGACGACUUUGACAGCUGGAGCACCUUCCGCCCUCGGACCAGCUCUAACGCCAGCACUGUUAGCGGGAGGCUGUCUCCCAUCAUGACCGAGCAGGAUGAUCUCGGAGACGGCGACGUGCACGCGAUGGGGUACCCACCGUCCGCUGCCAAGAUGGCCGCGACUCUGCCCAGCCUGUCUGAGAUCAGCAGUCCUGAAAACAUGGAGAACCUUUUGGACAACCUCAACCUCCUCUCGUCGCCCACAUCGCUGACCGCGUCGACCCAGCCGUCGCCCGGCUCCAUGAUGCAGCAGGCGCCCUGCUACGCGUUUGCGCCGCCGAGCACCAGCCUGAGCUCGCCGAGCCCCAACUACCAGAAGUACACGUAUGGCCAGUCCAGCAUGAGCCCCCUGCCCCAGAUCCCUCUGCAGACGCUUCCAGAGAGCAAAGCCACGUACGGGGGCAUGGGUCAGUAUAGCUGUGCGCCGGCCCUCUUGAAGGAGCUGCUCACCUCUGACUCCCCCCCCCACGGCGACAUCAUGACGCCUGUGGAUCCUGGCGUGGCCCAGCCCAGCAGCCGCGUCCUCGGCCAGAAUGUGUUGAUGGGCCCCAGCUCGGUCAUGCCAGCCUACGGCAGCCAGGCGUCUCACAACAAAAUGAUGAGCCCCAGCUCUCACCCCCACCCCGGACACGCUCAGCCGUCACCUGCCGUUAACGGGCGCGCCUUGCCCCACGCGGCGAGCGCCAUGGCCCACAGCUCAGGCAUGAGCCGCCUGGCCCCAGUGAAGACGGCUUUACAAGUGCCUCUGCCCCACCCCAUGCAGAUGAACGUGCUGGGGGGCUACUCUGCGGUGAGCAGCUGCAACGGCUACGGCAGGGUGGGCCUUCUGCACCAGGAGAAGCUCCCAAGCGACCUGGACGGCAUGUUCAUCGAGCGCUUGGACUGUGACAUGGAGUCCAUCAUUCGGAACGACCUCAUGGAUGGAGACACGUUGGAUUUUAACUUCGACAGUGUGUUGCCCAACCAAAGCUUCCCACACAGCGUCAAGACGACGACACACAGCUGGGUGUCAGGCUGAGGGCGAGCUGGGGAGCAGGCUACACUUAAAAGUCCUUCAGAUUGUCUGACAGCAGGAACUGAGAGAAGCAGUCCAAAGAUGUCCUUCACCCCUUUUCGUUUUCUUGAUUAAAAAAAAAAAAAAUGUUUCUUUGUUCCUUUCAUCAGACUUGGCAGCGAGGACACUUUUUCCUGAACAGGAUGUUGGCCCGAAAUUUGUGGGUUUUGUGCUUCUGCAGACAGGGACUGUGCCCUUGGAGUCUGCGUCGCAGCGAAGUGCCGAGCCCGCCAUGCCACAUAGUCGCAGGGCGACUUCUGGACCCUGUGUGCUUUCAAGCUUUGUAUAUAAGCGGUAGCUACAGAACUGUAUUUGCGUGUGUUGUUGUUUUUUUAAAAUAUUCAUUUGGUCCAAGGAAAGUUUAUACUCUUUUUGUAAUACUGUGAUGGUCUCACGUCCUUGAUAAGUAAACUUUGGUUUCGUAUUGCCUGCGUUCUGCUGAAUGGACGACUCAACGAAGAACCAAGCUCUCCACCUGCACCUCCACUGAGUGGCUUUGGACCUGUUCACACUGCCAUGUAACUCCUUUGAGAACCGGGAGCUUGUUACCAGUCUGCUGAAUUAAUGGGCUUGUCAAACUGUUUUUGGAGGAAAAAAAAAGGAUUAAACGCCAGCCUUGUACAGGUCUUUUCUAUUUUUAUUUCUGUUUGUUUAUUUUGUUAUUUGCAAAUUUGUACAAACAUUUAAAUGGUUCUAGUUUCCACAUAAAUGGUUUUUGAAGUUACUGUUGGGACUUGAGAUCAUUUUUGGAAUAGAUAUUGAAUUGUAAUGUUUUCUUAAAACUAGAGUCUACUUUGUUACAUAGUCUGCUUGUAAAUUUGUGGAAUCGAGAUAUUUCAGGCAGCAUCCAUAAUUUUCAUUUUGUAUCUGUAACUGGAUUAGUACUAAUUUUUUACGGCUUACCUGGCUCGUACCCCCUGGGGCUCGCUGGGGAUGGUCCUGACUAGCCUUAGAACCACUGGUAUCAGCGCUUGUGCGCUCAAGUGUUUCUGGCUCUGCCCCGGCCGGCGAGUGAGCAUAGCUGUGGACUUACUGCAUUUCAUGUUUAAGGAGGACUGACAGGUUUUUAUGUAUGUAUUUUAAAGAAAUUGCCUGCUUCUUUAUCCUGGGGACUAACUGCUUUGUCCAGCAUUGCCUUCUGAUGGCUUUGUGCCGCUUACUGUCUGCAGGGCCGGGGCGGGGUUGGGGGCUGCACCUGCAAACAGGGCGCUCUCCUCCAGCGGGGGCGGGGUGGGGGCAGGGGGCGGUUCCAUUAGUGUCACGUUUCUGAGCUGAGCUUCAGCAAGACUUUCCCUCGUGAUUCUGUGCUCUUGUUUUGGCCUGGGGAGAGGUUGGUUGUGUAGCCUCGCCUUGAAGGACAGUGUUGACACUGGCUUCAUGCGUCUUGCCCUUCUGUCCUGUAGCCCUCUUAGCCCACUGCGGAAACGUACACGGAAGGAGAGCUCGUAAGAUGGGACUUGGCGAUUUGCAGGACGCUUUGUGCCCAUGAGUGCACGUGAAUAGGACGUGUUCAAAAAUCGGGACAAUUCGUUUGAAAACCAAGCAACCAGCCGUAAAUUGUGUAUUUGAAUUUACUUUAAAAGCCUUAUUCUAAGUUAAGAAUUGGGGAAUUUCUUCAGCCUUCAGCCACCUAGCCUGUAAUUCUGUUGGUUGCAGUUCCGUGUUUUUCAGUUUCCUGUGACUGGCAGGCCAGGUCCGUUGGCUUUGUGUCUGUCAGCAUGUUCAGGUCACUUGGAAUGGCCCAGAUCAGCACAACAGGGUCAGGCACACUGAAGGUGCCCCUUGCCUUCUUGAAGGUCUGGAUUUGUGUGCACGUCGCCCAGCUCACACUCACUUUGUCCUGCCUGUGAACUGCGGCUUGGUUUUUCCUACGUGUUUAUUGAGAACACAAGUGUUCCUGAUAGAUUUGCUCCUGCAGGAGGCCAGCUCUGUUGUAAGCUUCCACUGUGGCGUCUAUUUUGAAAAUUCACCCAACAGCCAUCUCUCUAAUCUUCAUUGCUGGCCACUCCCAAGCGUGUCUGGUUCUAGAAACCCCAGUUCCUCUGCGCAGUGCCUUCUGCCUCUGUGCCGGGCGUGGUGAUGCCGGAGCACUCAUAUCCCCGUCUGUCCCCACAUCCCGCCGCCUCCCUUCUCCCGUACUGUCACCUGGCGGGCCCCGAGCCCCCCUUUCUUUGUUAGAGAGGCAACUACAGCUCAAAUCACUGUUAAAAUAUUACUACUUCACAGAGUGACUUUCAAAAAGAAGUUUCUUCCUCCGGAGUCUGUGUAAAUAACUUUUUUUUCUUCAAAUCUCUCUUUGUGUUGAAAUUCUAACAUGAAUCCUGGGGUAGCUCUCUGGGGUACAGUGAAGUCUGGUGAAAGGCACCUUGUCUAUUUUGAAAACAUACAUUAUGUGACCUCUGGUAAUUCUUUUUCUGUACGAUACUGACUUUCUGGAGUAAUUAGUGUAUCAGUUAUUGUACAUGACUGCUUUGUGAAAUGCGCAGAUGAUAUCACCUAUGCAGCCUUGUUUGAUUUAUUUCCUCUGGUUUGUACUGUUAUUAAAAGCAUAUUGUAUUAUAGAGCUAUUUAGGUAUUUUAAAUAUAAAAUAUUGUUUCCAUAAUAUAGAUGUAUGGAGUAUAUUAAGGUAAUAGAUGCAUUACUUGGAAAGUUCUGUGUGACAGACUGAGUCUAAAUUAAUUAGCAAAUAUUGUAUCCCAGUGAGCAGUAAAUUAAUGGAACACCCCAGAAGAGGGGGGACACUUAAAAUGGAAACCAGUUUUCCAAAGGUAUACAAUUUGGACUUUUCAACUUCCAGACAUAUAUUAUCAAAUUCCUCUCCUUCCCCAACUUACUUGAAAUUCUUACGUUUGGCACUCAAGCAUUCUUAAAUUUAUAACUGGCUUUUAAACAAGAAGUUUUUCUUGUGGUUUUAGUUUGGGAAUAAUCAGUAAAAAAAAAAAAUGUAACAUGGUUUAUGUAAACACAACAGCCUGGCAAUUCCUCUUGGCUCCCCGGGGAGGGUGCGCAGCCCGGCAGUGUGGCCAGGUGCUGCCCCUGAGGCCUGGCACGACGUAGGCUUGCCCUCCCGCAUUUUUUGCUACUGGAGUUUAGUAACAGCACCGAGCCCGCGUUCCUGUUCCGAUAACUCUGAGAAGUGCCUGACAAUGCUGAUGUACUUACAGAACAAGAACAAUCUUUGCUAUUACUGUAUAAAGCCAUAAAUGUACAUAAAUUAUGUUUAAAUUA
This is a messenger RNA of Manis pentadactyla (Chinese pangolin), 5588 nucleotides long. RefSeq names its product forkhead box O1 (gene FOXO1). Gene Ontology annotation, biological process: insulin receptor signaling pathway; regulation of transcription by RNA polymerase II. Gene Ontology annotation, molecular function: DNA-binding transcription factor activity, RNA polymerase II-specific; RNA polymerase II cis-regulatory region sequence-specific DNA binding. The coding region runs from base 371 to 2323 and encodes 650 amino acids. The transcript has 3 exons. The record is from RefSeq and is a predicted model, not a curated record. Gene Ontology annotation, cellular component: nucleus. NCBI's taxonomy places the organism in Eukaryota, Metazoa, Chordata, Mammalia, Pholidota, Manidae.